Molecule: messenger RNA, 922 nt
Organism: Monopterus albus (swamp eel)
Lineage: Eukaryota; Metazoa; Chordata; Actinopteri; Synbranchiformes; Synbranchidae
Gene: ndufb11
Product: NADH:ubiquinone oxidoreductase subunit B11
Exons: 3
Coding region: 89-523 (144 amino acids)
Cellular component (GO): respiratory chain complex I
Source: RefSeq, a predicted model, not a curated record
CCCUAUAACGUCUAGGAAAUGACGAAGAAGAAGGACAGAACAUCCUGUUUCUGAUUUCGGCCAACAGUGUUGUUCGCAAACAGUCGAAAUGUUAAUCCGACUGUCACGGUUUGGGCUCGCGUUGCCCCGCUUAUUGUCAAAUCCACAAACUCGGUUCGUCUCCCAGUCAAAACCGAGCGGUGCCACUGUUUCGCCCGCUCUGACGGAGCUGCACCCCGUCUCGGAGAAAGCUGGACAUGAAGAGGUCAGCCCGUUUGUCAAGAAUCCAGAUUACCAUGGCUUCUCCACCGAUCCUGUGGUGGAUGAGUGGAACAUGAGGGUGGCCUUCUUCAUGGGCAUCUCAGUGGCUCUUGUCAUUGGAGGAACAUUUCUCCGCUAUUUACCAGACCAUGGAAUGCGUGAGUGGGCCAGAAGGGAGGCAGAGCGUGUGAUCCUGCAGAGAGAGAAGGAGGGUCUCCCUGUCAUAGACGAGAACUACUACGAUCCUAACAAGAUCAUUCUGCCCUCUGCUGAAGACAAGUAGCAUGUCCAGCAUUCGGAUCAUUGUGUUCACUAUGAGAGAAUAAAUUAUGUACUUUUGAACUGUGUAGAUGUUAUAUGUUGACAUUUUAUUCUUCCCUUAAUGAAAGGUAAAUCUGUAGUGACCUUUUUGAUGCCAACUUCGUGUUAGUUUCCAGUACUCGGGGGUUACAAAGACACUGGUCAGUCACAACAAAGAAUAGAGGUUUGACAUUUAGCAAUCACAAUUGUUCUUGAUCCCACUGAUUUAUGUUGAUAUUGCAGGCCUUGUCAAUGUGGGGUUAGAAACAUCAAACUAAUGAUUUUAUUGUCAUAUUUUUUUCUGUCAUAUUUCUAUGUCAAAUUUGAACAGAUUUUGAAGUAUUUUGCAUUAAUUAGGCAAUAAAGUACCAUUAGUCACUGA